GCCCGGCGGCCGGGGGACGAUGCGACCCAGCUGAGUGCGGCCCGAGAGGGGCGGGCGCGCUGAGGACGGGCAGCGUCGGCAGCAGCGGCAGCCCCGCCGCCCGAGUCUGAGUAGCCCGGCAGCCGCCCGCCUCACCCCCCUGCCCUCCCCCGGUCGGGGCGGGAGCCGCCGCGGCCGUCCCAUGUCCCGCAAGGCCAGCGAUAAUGUGGAGUACACGCUGCGGAGCCUGAGCAACCUGAUGGGCGAGAAGAGGCGGCGGCAGGCGGACGGGUCCGCCGGCUCGGGCGCGGCGGCGGGCGAGCGGAGCCUCAUCGCCGCCGAGUCCUGCUCCAGCCUCAACAGCGCGGCGUCGGGCGGAGAGCUGGAGCGGGCGGCGCGGCGCCAGUUCCAGCAGGACGAGACCCCCGGCUUCGUCUACGUGGUGUCGGUCUUCUCCGCCCUGGGGGGCUUCCUCUUCGGCUACGACACCGGCGUGGUGUCGGGGGCGCUGCUCCUCCUCAAGAGGGAGCUCAACCUGGACGCGCUCUGGCAGGAGCUGCUCGUCUCCAGCACGGUGGGCGCCGCCGCCCUGUCCGCCCUGGCCGGCGGCGUCCUGAACGGGCUGUGCGGCCGGCGGCCCUGCAUCCUGCUGGCCAGCGGGCUCUUCACGGCGGGCUCCGGCGUGCUGGCCGCCGCCCGCGACAAGGAGACGCUGCUGGCGGGACGCGUGGUGGUGGGGCUGGGCAUCGGUGUAGCAUCCAUGACUGUGCCAGUGUACAUCGCAGAAGUGGCUCCACCACACUUACGAGGCAGAUUAGUCACCAUCAACACUCUCUUCAUCACUGGAGGGCAGUUCUUCGCCAGCGUUGUCGAUGGAAUCUUCAGCUACCUCGCCAAGGAUGGAUGGAGGUACAUGCUGGGCCUGUCAGCUGUACCAGCAGUUAUACAGUUUCUUGGCUUCCUGUUUCUUCCCGAAAGUCCCCGCUGGCUCAUUCAGAAAGGGCAGACCCAGAGGGCACGGAGGAUUCUGUCUCAAAUGCGUGGCAACCAGGCAAUUGAUGAAGAGUAUGACAGCAUCAAAAACAACAUUGAAGAAGAAGAAAAGGAGGUUGGAGCAGCUGGACCUGUGAUCUGCAGAAUGCUAACAUACCCUCCAACUCGAAGAGCCUUAAUUGUGGGUUGUGGUCUGCAGAUGUUUCAACAACUGUCAGGGAUUAACACCGUCAUGUACUACAGUGCUACCAUUUUGCAGAUGUCAGGAGUGGAAGAUGACAGGCUUGCAAUCUGGCUGGCUGCACUGACAGCAUUUAUAAACUUUAUUUUUACUCUUGUGGGAGUCUGGCUUGUUGAAAGAAUGGGUCGCCGGAAACUCACACUUGGUAGCUUAACAGGUACUGCUGUAGCACUCAUUAUCCUAGCUUCGGGAUUCUUGCUAUCAGCUCAGGUCUCGCCAAGAAUCACACUUAAUCCAACAGAUCCUUCACAUCAAAACUCUACCUGCACAAAAUACAGUUACUGCAAUGGAUGUAUGUUAGAUCCAGACUGUGGUCUCUGCUACAAAUUGAAUAAAUCAAGUGUUGUUGAGUCCUCAUGCAUUCCUGUUGAUGAACACUCUACAAUGAAAGCAGCUUGGGGCAGGUGUUCAAAUGAAUCCAUAUUCAAAAAGGAAGAUUUAUUUUGGGCAUACAAUUUCUGCCCCACUCCGUACUCUUGGACAGCACUUCUGGGCCUUAUUUUGUAUUUGGUUUUCUUUGCACCUGGGAUGGGUCCUAUGCCCUGGACUGUCAAUUCUGAAAUUUAUCCACUUUGGGCCAGAAGCACAGGAAAUGCAUGUUCUUCUGGAGUCAACUGGGUUUUCAAUGUGCUCGUGUCACUGACAUUUCUGCAUACAGCUGAAUACCUGACAUACUAUGGAGCCUUCUUCCUCUACGCAGGCUUUGCUGCCUUGGGACUGGUUUUCAUCUAUGGCUGCCUUCCUGAGACUAAAGGGAAAAAACUGGAGGAAAUUGAAUCUCUGUUUGAAAACAGGCUAUGUACAUGUGGUAUGUCAGAUUCUGAUGAAGGGAGGUACAUCGAGUAUAUUCGGGUGAAGGGAAGUAAUUACCAUCUCUCUGACAAUGAUGCUUCUGAUGUGGAAUAAUUUUCAGCUGCUGAUGUAUUUAAUCAUUUAAAAGCCUUCUGGGGGAAAAGCAGCUCUCUGAUGACCUCACUGCCCUGCUUCUGGUCUGGUUCUCCUUUCUACUGUGUAUUUUAAAAUGCCUUCAUGUUCAAAAAUGCUCCAUUUGGGAGGAAAUUCAAUAUGCUAGCGUUUUCUUGAUAACUGAAAGCAAUGGCUUCCAAAAGAGAUUGAAUUCCACGGUUAUGUGACUUUACCAAGUGUGUGUGACACUGCACCAUCCCCAGAGGUUUAGUAGGGUGCACUGUACCAGAUGAAUACAGAAGGCUAUCCUAGAUGGUCAGGGGCUGUCCUUAUCUCCAAUGCUGACAAAACCUAAAAAAAUCGCUUGGCUGAUGAGAAAGCAGCUGACAGUUGUUGGAUCCCCAUCCCAUAGGAGCCAAGGAAGAAGCUCUGCUGUGCAGUAUGACAAAGCAUGAAUGCAUAAGCUGCUGUUAUAGUAACGAUUUAAAAGGUUUAACUGAUUGGGAAAAUACAAAUACCUGCUGUAUCCAUCAGAGGGACAUUUCCCAAAUUUACCCAAAGAGAGAGAAUUUCCAUUAUUUAUUUGAGCUAGCAAGUAGAGAGCCAUACUCACCUGGAUGGGGGUUCACUAGGGUGGUGUGUGCCUGUGCUACACCUGGUUAUCCACCCACUGCUGCUCCUGAGUACAUGCUGCAGUUGGGAGUUGAUGUUUGUGAGAAAAACUGCCAAAAUUGAUUACUGACAGCAGGAAAACAGAGCUCAGUACGUGGCCACACGUACAAUGUACUGGUAUAUAUUGCUAGGUACAACAUAGAGGCUUCAGUUUAAAAAAAAAAUAAAUGUUCGUUUUCUUUUUUAGCAUGUGAACAUAUUGGUUUGUGCCUAAUUUUGAACAUAAAAAUACCAUUAGCUAAAAGAAAGAGAAGGAGGGGAGUGGGUUUGUGCUGCUCCAUGCACAGUGGUCAUCCCUCCUGCGCCUUUUGCUGUGAGUGAUUAUUGCCUUCAGUUUAUCUCCAGAUGUGCCGAGUAAAUGACUCCCAGCACAUUUUUCUUCAGAUUUCCAUAGUCAAUUGGUGUCUUGCUGGAUCUAAAGAGAAAUAUUAGCCAUGGGCAGAAGCCUGCAUCUCAUAUUAAUUGCCUUACCGAAGCAUUGCAAGCUUGUCAAGAAAAUGUCAGGCACAAAAGUAACUUGGCUGCCUUUAGCAUGGUAAUGAAAAUAUGAAUGGUAUUUUAUUCACCUGCUGUGAUUGCUUGCCUUGGCAAAUUGAAUUUUAUGCAGCUACAUAAAAAUAUUAUUUGUUUUUUUCUUUGUCCUGUCCUCACUGCUUUAAGUCUUCAAAGAUAUGAGUUUGAAAGCAUCAACAAUUCAAAUUCUUAUCUUUGGAACAUUUGCUUCAUGAAAGAAUGUGGGAAAAUUCCUCUGCCUGUGGGCUGACACCCAUUAAUUUGGUAAAAAAUACAUUUAUUUUUCAUUGUGUAAAGAUUAAAGAAGUCAUUAGGUUCAUUAGCUUUUAUAGAUUUGGUUUGCGGGUUUUUCUUGGGUUGAAAAAUGUUUUUAAUGUUGGGUUGCUAUCAAAACCAAGCCUGGACUUUUGUUACUAAAUUAUUUUUAUUGGAUAACAUGGGGUUUUGUUGUUGUAAAGAAGUCUUACAUUAUGUUAUCUAAUCUUCUGUGGGGGGAGUUCUUAUUCUCCAAUCAUUGACCUUCAGGGAUUGGGUGUAUUUUGGUUUUUUUCUUUUUUUUUUUUUUUUUUUUGUUUUUUUUUUUUUUUUUUUUUUUUUGUUUUUUUCUUUUUUCUUAAUCAGAGAAAUAUUUUUGGAAAGAAAACAUUUUAAGGAAUCUUCCUGUGACUUGACUGGAGCUAAAAGGGAAAAACAUAGUAGACUGAGGGAAUUUCAAAUGAAUCUUUGCAAAGAGCAGCUCGACCUUGCACGUCUCCUGUGUGGUGAGAGGGCUGGAUUCUCAUGCCUUCCAUCUUGCCUCCCUUUUAAGCGCACAAUAUUUUUAUGCUUGAAAGCACCGGCUGUAGAAAAUGCUGAGAUCUCCAGAUCUGUCUAUUGCAAAUGCUGAGGUCCUCAGACCUCCCUACAAAUGCCCCUGCUGUGGGAUGCCUCCCUUCGGCUGUCACCUCUUUGAAGGUUUCACUGAAGGUGCAGUACCCGAAAUGGGAAAAUUAGAUACUUGGCACAGAGAGAAUAACAAAAUGGUUUCAAGGAGAAAUUAACUUAUUUCUGAAACCAAAAAGUGGUGUUUGAAGACCUGAAUUGGAAGCAGUUUUGUUACCUAGAGCAGUGUGUGAAUAGGUGUGUAACAGCCAAUCUGUGCUUACACAGUUUAAGUGGUUUAAGUGGGUAUUUUCUGGCUUCUGGGGAUGGGGACUUAGGGUUCUGACAGCCCCAGAAAGCACAAGCCCACAUUCACCUUCACCCCUGUGAACAUUCCCUUGCUUGGGGUGUCAGGAGUGGGAGCCAGGUCCCUGUGACAGCGCUGACCUCUCUUGUGUCACAGGGAGAGGGAAGGUGCAGGGAUUGGCCAGAACUGCAGCAAAGUCACUGGAAAGGUCACUGUCACGGGGUCAGCAGCCUCUUCUGUUUUGCAGGCAGUGCUGGGGCUUUUUAGCAGCAGAAGAACCAUCCCUGUCUGCCAGCCUUGUUCCAUGGACCUUCCCAAAGGGCGCUCGGUCGCGUACAGCGCUGGGCUCGUUUUCUCAACACAAGAGAAAACAGUUAAACUUACUGAAAACACUUUCCUGAAGGUUUGUAUCCCUUGUCCCUUCUCCCAAGACGCAGCAAUUGAAACAUGCAUUUAUUCCUCACUGCUGCUGGCCAUGAGGGUACAAAAUACAUUGGCUUCUUUAUUGUCCCUCCCUGUUCUGUGCAUAUGGAGAGCAGGGUUUAAGUCUUCCUUUUAGGGUUUCUUCACACCAAGAAAGCAUUCCAUACCUUACAAACACUGACCCAAGCAUCAUGUGUAUUAAAAGUGAGAUCAGAUACUUCAAAUUAAUCUUAUGCUGUAGGGUUUUAUUUUUAGAAUCUGUGAACAUUGAGAGUUUAUGAAGAAAAUUAGAAAUAUGUUUCUAUUUUGCAAAUAUUUUUUAUAUUUAUGAGUAUUUUAAGUUUUAUGAGAUUUUUGCUAAAGGUAGACUUAGUAACAUUCCAGAUUAAAAAAUAAAAAUACAGUGUAACUGAGUAAUUUCUUAUUACAAGAAUUUCAUUUAUGAAGUAGCAUAAAUAACAUGUCUAAGCACAAUAUUCUUUUAUUGAAAGCUUUUUGCAGAAGAUGUGAAAUUGUUUCUUCACAAGGACUGCACACUUAAUUCAGGUAUUCUGUGCAUCAGGAGUGUUAGAGUAAUACUGCUGGUAGAGUUGGGCAUGUUGAUUAUACACAACAAUUUGAGAUAUUUUAAUUCUGAAUUAUCCACCAACUCUACAUGUCGUGAGCUAACACCAGAUAUAAAAGAAACAAGUCCUGAUGCAUUUUUAAUAUUUUAAAAUUAAUUUCAUGGUAAUUUGCGUUUAGGAUUUUGUUCACCAUGCUGAAUAAUUUGAGAUAAUUUGGCACUUUUUUCUUCCCCUCGUCACUUUGUUGAUCAAAAUAAUCUUUUAACAAGAGAACCAAACCUGUUUUGAAAAUAGAGAGAGUCAAAGCAAAGCCCAGGAGCCAUUUGGGGGCUGGAGUUUCAUUGCUGUGUUGGCACCUUGGGUUGGUCUCUCUGGUGGACGUCUCCCUGGGAGGUGCAGUGACAACGCUGGCAGAAAUGGUGGGGCAAGAAAGGGUGAAUCACAAAGGACCAUUGCUCCAACACAAACCCAUUAGGGAUGGGUUGAUAAUGCCACAUUUCACUUGUGUAGGAGUUAGGGUUGGGGGGGGAGAUGAAGGAAAUGAUGCACCAAAGGCACCACAAAGUCCAGUUUCAGUAGAGAUGGGUGUUGUAGGCAGCAGGAGCAGUCUCUGCUUGUCUCCCUCAUGGGGUGGGGAUGAUGGGGCGAGGGCCUUGGCUUGGCCCUGUGGACAGGAAUGGAGGGGCUGUCAGGAGAAGAAGCACUCUAGUGUUGCUCUCCCAUGCCUGCUGGGAGGUGAGGACGUGGCAGUGGACUUGACAAAGUUGUUUUUUCCUUGGUGAAAUCUCUUUUGCCAUUUGUAGUCACUUGGGCUGAGCACUGGGGAGAAGUUUUGACCUUCAGGAGCUGCUACAGGCCCGAAGCAAGGGUCUUGCCUUAGGCCAUGCAGUCCCACAGGCAUUCAGUGGGCAAGGGAAAGACAGACCUUGUACUUCUCCACUUUUUACCCAGCUUUCUACUUCUUGGUGAUGCUCUUCUAACAUGGUCAUUUUGAAAUUUAACUUGCACUGUUGGCUUUGUUGGCUGAACAUCACUACUGCAGAAGAGGCAGAAUCUUUACAGCAGAGAAUGAUCUGGGGGUAGAAAUCAAGGCAGAAGAGAUGGCUCUGCAAUGCACUUUAAAGAGUAAGAUAUCUGUGCACUUUUUCUGAGAGAAUCAAGCUAACCAAACCCAUUCCUCUGCAUUGGGAAGAGAAUCAAGCUUUGUGUACCAGGCCAGAAGCAGAUAAUGCCACAAUAUGUGCUUUAUGGCAAAAUGUGUUUUUAUUGCGGGUAACAUUUACAGCUUACAUGUAGCUGCUGCCUAUAAAGUGACUCAAUUGUUCUCUGGAUUUUAACAAGUCAUACUUUUGUGCAAAAAUCUUAGUGGUUUUCUAUCAAUCUUCAUCACCUUGUGUACAGUACAGUUAAGCGUAAUCCACAGUGGUCUAGAUUGUGGCAGUGUUUCAAAUGUCAGCACAGUAAAAUUCUAGGUGAACAUUGUUAAAGAAGUAUUGUUGUUUGUGAUACUGGGGGUUAAAAUUCCUCAAAGGCAACUAUAUAUAGAUUUUAAAAGUCUGAAAAAAAAAGGCAGUUCUUAUCUAUUUUGUGUAUGUUUUCAUAUAGAGAAGGAGUUUUUUAUGUGCCAAUAACCAUCACUGUAGUGUUUUGUAAAUGGAUGUUAAUAGUGUUGCAGAGUUCUGUAUAUGAGAAUAUACUUUAGCCACAAUGACCUGUUAGUGUGAACCGUGGCAUGUUUUUAAUCUUACACCUCUCAUCAGAGGUGCUCACUCGUUGGCUUCAGUAGAGCUCACUCAUGCCAGGGGAAGUUUGACAAGAGUCAGGCCUCAACAAUACAGACUUCAUCUAAAUCCCUGCUUUUUCACAUUGUCCCCAGACAGUAUGUUACAUGUGAACGAUCUUGCACAUGUAAUUUUAAAGCUUCAACUCCAGUUCAGUUAAUCUCCUUGAUUUUGUUGAGCAAAAUGUUGUCAGAAUUUGCUUUGGCCUUUCAUGACAUUUAUAUAAAUAAGGAGCAUACUGAUGAAUUGUGAACAUUGUCCACCUAUUUCUAAAGGAACCAUCUGUUUCUGAAGUGUUAAAAUAAAGGCAAAUUUCUCUUGCUGCCUUAAACAUUACACAGACUUUGGAGAGGACUGAAUGUAUGACCAUCAUCGUGAACUUCUGCAGGAGAAACUUCACGGAUGCUCAGCAGGUGUGAAACGAGGGGGUCUCAUGGUGCUGGGUUACACUGCAGGCCCUGCCUAGAGCACGCCUGCCAUCUGUUUGAUUUCCAGUGUUCCAGCAGUCCCUGGGAAGCUGAUGGGAUUAUCCAUGUGCUUGAUAUUCUCCAUGUGCUCAGUGUCCUGCUGGUCCGGGACGUCCCUGGGAAGUGGCACGAGUCAUGUCUCUGCUUUCCAUUGUGAAUCUCACUCCUCUGCAAAAUGGUUCACUGGAUCUGGGUGGGACAAAUGCCAUCUAGAAUAUCUGAGACAUUACUGGGGACCAAGCUGAUGGUAAUAAUUCCAUGCUGAAUAAUGUGCACAUGGUGCCAUCAGGCACACUGUAAUCCCUGGGCACGGGUUAUGGUGUUCAGUACAAAACAGGUUUUGGCAGAACAAUUUGCUGGGUUGUCCAAGUAAUUUCUUAACCAUGUUGAAAAUGUGCCAUUUCCAUUUCCAACCGGUCAAGCCUAUAAUGUAUGAAAGUGUUGUACAUUUUCUGAAACUUAAGUGAUGUAAAAUUAUUUAAUUGACUUAUGAUUGCUUUAAUGAAGUUUGGUCUUUACAUAAAAAUAAAUAUCUUCAAAGAAUUGUCAGUGCCAGAAGUGUAAAUGAACAAAAUAAAAGGUCAGAUACUUAA
Molecule: messenger RNA, 8302 nt
Organism: Melospiza georgiana
Lineage: Eukaryota; Metazoa; Chordata; Aves; Passeriformes; Passerellidae
Gene: SLC2A13
Product: solute carrier family 2 member 13
Exons: 10
Coding region: 182-2119 (645 amino acids)
Biological process (GO): transmembrane transport
Cellular component (GO): membrane
Molecular function (GO): myo-inositol:proton symporter activity
Source: RefSeq, a predicted model, not a curated record